Molecule: messenger RNA, 3489 nt
Organism: Morchella importuna
Lineage: Eukaryota; Fungi; Ascomycota; Pezizomycetes; Pezizales; Morchellaceae
Exons: 2
Coding region: 1-3489 (1162 amino acids)
Molecular function (GO): protein binding
Source: RefSeq, a predicted model, not a curated record
AUGCCGGCCAUCAUUACUGCCGAAACAACCUGGCUAAACAUCUUCUUAUGUAAGGUGAAUUCCUCCCUUCCUGUUUUAAUGGAUACGCACAUCGCCUUUAUUAUCUCCCUUCGGAAACAAAUAAAACUCACGAUUUUCGUAGUCACUUUCUCUUCGUCCACUUCCUCCGAAGAUAAAGAAGUGUCCUUUCCAAAUUCUGCCCAGUCUUGCCAGCAUACUCCGGGGGCUCACUCCGGAACUCCUUCGCCCAACACAGGCCCAGCCCAGGGAGAUAUAUCCCCAGAAGACGGGGCUUCGAAGUCCAUAACCAGCGCUAUUGCGUCACCGACGAAGCAUGAGGAUUAUAUUUCGAAACUAAGCCGCGAGAUCGAGGCUAUCGAGGAAGAGUUUUUGAAAGUUAGUUCUUAUCCGGAUGAGGAUGACAGCGACAGUGAUCUCCGUAAAUCGAUAGUACUAGCACACCGCCAUGGGCGAACACUGGUGGAUAGAUUCAAAGUUUUUGAGGAAGCUGGAGAUCUAGAGAAGGCGACAUCCGAUCUAGAAAAGGCCAUCGAGCGGUUCAGUUACGUACAAUCAAGACCGUUGUGCAAUGGUGUUCCGCGACAGGAUCUAUUGUGGGUCUUAUGCAACCUACUACUGAGGAGAUAUUCACAGUUUCACUCCCUGAGCGACUUAGACUUCGCCAUUCAAUGCAUGGAAGAAUCGCGCGGAACCAUAGGUCUCCAUUCUCCUAAUAGUCCGCAUGUAUUUCGCAUGUUGAACUCCCUAUAUCGUCGUCGUUUUGAGCGAUCGCAAGCCAUGCAAGAUUUAGAAAAAGCAGAAGAGGUGAUAGAGAGCGCACUCGAGGCCACGAAUGCUAAUCACCGGAUGCGUGCAUCACUGCUCCAUAUGCUCUCCACCACCAUCCUAAAGCGAUACGACCAAACUCAGAACAAGGCAGAUCUAGAUCUGGGUAUUGAGCGAGAAAAAGAGGCUAUAAGCGUAGCACUCCCACAGGACCCCGCUAGGGAAGAUAUCUUCCGCAGUAUGGCGGCGAUCUACCUAAUACGGGCCGAUCAUCUUGGUCAGGCGGAUGAUAUCGAACAGGCUAUAUCUUGGGCUGAGCAAGCAGUAGGGCUGCCUAUAGUUAACAAUCAAGUUAAAGCAGAAUCAAUCCACAUACUAAGCACUGCACUGCUUGCCCGAUUUGAGCGCAAAUGGGACAUUGAUGAUGUUAAUCGUGCCAUUAAUCUGGCACAAGAGGCGAUAGGUCUCAUACCUAUGUAUACGUGGAACCAAACUAAUAUCUUUAACACUCUGGGCGGACUGUAUUUGUCGAGGCACCGGCAUACCGGGGACUCUCAAGAUCUUGAUAAAGCGAUCGAAAUUGGAGAAGGGGCUCUCUCACGAAGCAGUGAGGAGGACCCUAGCCGCGCUUUGUAUCUUACCAACAUUACUCAACUCCUGUUUCAAAGAUCUACACGUUAUCACAAUCCAGAAGACCUUAAAGAGGGCACGAGGCGAAUUAUCGAGAUACUUGCAGUGACUCCGCUGGAUGACCCUCAAAGGCCUCGGAGAUGCUACAUCCUCGCCGCUUUUUAUAAAAUGAGAUACGACAAUUCCGGAAAUUUGAUAGACCUCAAUAAGGCAAUAGAGCUCAGCGAGGAAGCUUUGCAGCUAUUCCCCCCUACACAUAUUAGUCGUUUUCAGGUUUACAAUUUACUGGCCAAAGUGUACACCCUCCGAUACCAUCGGUUAGAAGGAGUUGAGAAUAUUGAGUUAUCAAUUGAAUGGGCCAGGAAGACAUAUAGUGCGAUAGGAUCUCCGAGGGCAGACCGCUCUGCUGCUUCGAUGACCCUUGCAAGGUCACUUAUGAAUCGCUUCAAGCACAAAAAGAAGAAGGAUGAUAUUCUGGAAGCAAGAGAUGUUAUAGAGAGGGAGCUAUGCGAUACUCCUCCCGACUUUGAGCCUCGGAAGCAGUCACUACAUACUGUAAUGGCUGAGGUGUAUCGGAAUCUGUACGACGCUUAUAAUGAUCCGGCAGAUAUAGAGCAGUCUAUCAAGUCUAUGGGGGUGUCCUUAGCAGCAAGGCCAAUGGAUGCACCUGAUCGAGCAAUUGGUCUAUAUAACCGCGCCAUCAUAGUUAUGUGCCGAUAUAGAAACAAUCCCUCCAGCUCAGAUUUGCAUUUCAUUCUCCACGAUCUUUAUGAAGCUUGGAACACGCCACUGGCACGUGGAAUGACUCGGGUCACGGCAGCAACGUUCGCAUCCAGAUUACUGAUCACGUGGAGGAGGUGGCAGGAGGUAUAUGGUCUAUUGGAUAUGGUUGUGAGACUGUUACCUGUGGCUUUGGAUUCCCGACGUAGCUCAAUUAGAGAAGAUGAAGAGCACAAGUUGGCCGUAAUCAAAGAGCUCGCUCCAAAUUUCGCCUCAGUGGCAUUCCUCCUGGGGGAAGACGCAUCUUAUGGUUUGAGGAUACUGGAACUUGGGAGGGGAGUGAUUAUAGGGUCCAUUAUCGACCGCAGGAGCGACCUCUCAGUGCUACUAUCAAAACACCCUCCGCUUUAUGCAGAAUAUCAUCGCCUUCGAACGGUCCUCGACGCUCCAAUCUCGGAGGUCAAUGAUAGCACUCUCACGGAUUCCGAGGCAACCGUGCGUUAUGAGAAGGACAGGGUGGGGAGAGAAAAUGCCGUCGCUAGUUUCGAAUUGACGCAGGCCUCUAUUCGUGAAAUGCCUGGAUUUGAAGGAUUUCAAUUGCCCCCUCGCUCCGAGGAGCUCAUGAAAAUGGCUUGUGAUGGUCCGAUAAUAAUGGUAAAUAGUACCACAAUACGUAGCGAUGCUAUUAUUGUCACUACAGCCUACAUACGAUCACUGCAACUUCCCAAGCUCGAGUACGCUGUGGUGGAAGAAAGAAUGGCACAGCUGAUCCAGACGGUAAAAGGGGGACCAUCCACAUACAAUAAAAGAAAUGAAAAGAUGGAAGAGCUGUUGCUCUGGCUUUGGGAGAGCGCGGUGAAGCCAGUCAUGGAUAUCUUGGGAUUCACACUAGGAGGUCCCCUACCCCGAAUCUGGUGGAUUGGUAUAGGACCACUUGCGGUGGCGCCGUUUCACGCGGCUGGCAGCCAUUCCCCUGGAUCAACACAAAAUACCAUGAGCUAUGCUAUAUCAUCCUAUAUACCAACAAUAAAGGCGCUUUCGUUUGCUCGAGAAAGAUCCCUUAGGCUCAAAUCAGGCUUUCGUCUCCUUCUGGUUAGCAUGCCCACAACCCCAGGCCAUAAUCAACUGCCCAGUGCAGAGACCGAAGUCACGAAGAUCAUGGACUCAAUUAAAGGAAAAGCAAACUCAACUCAUCUGGUACACCCGGGUGCUUCCCAAGUACUCGACUCACUUCCAUCAUUCAACGCAGUUCAUUUCUCCUGCCACGGUAUUUCCGAUGCAAAAACCCUUCGAAUAGUCAUCUACUUCUCUGUAAAGAUGAAGUCGUUGACCGACUUUCUGUUGAGGGUAUAA